Messenger RNA from Bufo bufo (common toad), 4101 nucleotides. RefSeq names its product G protein-coupled receptor 171 (gene GPR171). Gene Ontology annotation, biological process: G protein-coupled receptor signaling pathway. Bases 196 to 1170 code for a protein of 324 amino acids. Gene Ontology annotation, cellular component: membrane. The transcript has 2 exons. Gene Ontology annotation, molecular function: G protein-coupled purinergic nucleotide receptor activity. NCBI's taxonomy places the organism in Eukaryota, Metazoa, Chordata, Amphibia, Anura, Bufonidae. The record is from RefSeq and is a predicted model, not a curated record.
UUUCAGUUCCUCCUGCAGUGGUAAAGUUCCUAACAGCCUAUCUGCAAAUAUAUUGUCUGUAGUACAAGCUGGGAUGUGCUACGCAUUCAGUAAAGUUCUUAUAAAGUUUGUCUUACCCCACUACCUCUAAACAAGACUGAAGGAAACAGUGCUAUUUCAGGCUUUUCUUACAGUUGUCAACAGGAUUAUUUCACAAUGACAGACACCACCAACAGUACUCAUUUCACGUGUGAAGUGAACAAAGACUUGGAACCUUUCACCUAUGUUUAUUGGUUCAUAUUUAUGGUUGGAUUUUUUGGAAGUUGCUUUGCAUUGUGGGCAUUCAUUUGGAGAGACAACAACCAGAAAUGUUUAAGUAUCUACCUCAUUAACCUACUAAUAGCCGAUUUUCUGCUGACAUUGGCCUUACCAUUUAAGAUAGUCGUAGACAGGGGAUCUGCAUCUUGGAAAUUGAGGAUCUUCCACUGUCAGGUAACAGCUUGUAUCAUUUAUAUCAAUAUGUACCUUUCAAUUAUAUUCUUGGGAUUUGUCAGUAUGGACCGCUGUCUACAGACUAUACAGAGCGCUAAACUGUACCAAAUACAGAAACAAGGAUUUGCUAAAAUGUUGUCGACAGUAGUUUGGGCUCUCGUACUGUCCAUCAUGUUACCAAACAUGUUGAUACCUAUAAAAGACAUCCCAGAGAGGGAAACUGUUGGGUGCAUUGACUUUAAAACGGAAGUCGGAAGAAAUUGGCACGUACUCAGCAACUUCAUCAGUAUUGCUAUAUUUCUGAACUGCUCUGCUAUUAUUUUGAUCUCCAAUUGCAUUACUAUUAAGAAACUUUACAGCAAUAAGGAUGGUGAAGAAGCUAACAACAUCAAAGCAGCGUUGAUAAAGAUCUUUUUGGUAACAGCAGGAUAUAUCAUAUGUUUCCUUCCAUACCACAUUGUUCGAAUCCCAUACACCUUGAGUCAAAAUGAUGUGAUCACAGACUGCAGCAUAAAGCAAGUGCUGUUCCAUGCAAAGGAGUCAACCUUUUUGCUCUCAGUGUCAAAUCUUUGCUUUGACCCUAUUGUGUAUUACUGCUUUUCAAAUAACUUUAGGUCUAAAGUAAGCAAAACGUUCUCCUUAAAGAGACAGGAAAGAGUUGUGAUUGAGAGAGAGACUGCUAUUGAGACAGUUGGGUAGAAAAAUGACAUAAAUACAAUUUUACAAGACUGGGAGUUAUCCACCAACAGCCAGAACUACAUUGCCGGUCGAAAAAACAGGUGAAGAAUUCUAUUUAUAGUCUAUAAUUGUAAAUUAAAGAUUGUAUUGUGUAUAUGAAUAAAGACAAGUCAAUGAUUUGAUAAUAAAGGUGCUACACAUAUAAGAGUAAGGCCACUUUUACACUGACCGAGAACAUGGACAAUUAUUGAAGACACACUUACAUACAGGCACUCAUUCCUGAUAAUUGGCCUCUGUAAAGCUGCCUCCGAUCACCCAAGAAACAAGCAAACAUCAUUCAUCGGGGCAUUUGAAGUCACUGUUUGUUGGCAGCAAAUUGCCUUGUGUAAACAGAGAUGUGCUGCCGACAAACAAUGAAUCUGCAUGGGGAUGAAUGAUCCCAUUAGCAAUCAUUCAUCCCCAUGCAGAGAAGUGACUGCUACAUAUAAAUGAAGCUCUCCUAUGGCUGAACGAUUGGGCAAUGAUCACGAAUAGUUUAUUUCUGAUUAUUAUCCUGUGCACAGGUCCAUGUAAAUGGGCCCUAAAAUAAUGUGAACCCACAGAUUUCAGCUAUUGACUUAUGUGAAUAGGAGUGUGCCCACUCAGGAUAGGGCGCUUUGUGAGUCCCUUUGUUCUCAAGAAGAGAAGUCACCACCAGUUUUGUCUGACAGUGUCAGUGACAUAUGUCUCUAUGACAUAUCAAAAUUUUUGUGAAAAUGUUGUGACCUUUUAAUGUUUCCCCUUAGUGCCCACAACACAGAAAAUGUGCCCUCUUAGUGCCCUUUAAACAAGUAAAGUUCCCUCUUAGUUCACCCACACAGGUAAAGUGCCCCUUAAUACACUAUAUACAGAUAACAUGUCUUUCCCUAGUUCCCCCCCCCCCCACAUUUAACGCACCUCUUCAUGACCCUCACACAUUAAAAAUGCCUCUGAGUGCCCCUUCAAGUGCCUCUUGUUUCUCCUACACAAAUAUGCCUCCUUAGUGCCCCAAUCACAAAAAAAAACGUAUACAGUUAUAAUGCCCCUCUUCUGUACCAUACACAAAUAAUGUGCCCCCCACAUAGUAAAAGAACCACCACCACUAUCCCCCCCAAAAACUACUCAUUCCCCAUUCUCACAAGGCACAGAGCAGCUCAAACUACUGGGCUCUUCCAGCCUGCAGCCUGUUCUAUUAGCGGCACGGUACAGACAGGGUGAUGUCACAGUAUUUUACCUGGGAGGCCUACAUCAAGGUUUUAGGAGCCUUGUGUAACCACCACCCCCCUUCCCCGGUUCAAUGGUUACAUUUAGCAUGACCCUUUAAAAUGGUUGAGGCGAAGAACAUGUGUUGCACAAAGUAUCCGAUUUUUCAUACCGCUGUAUUGAAAAGCUGAGACCACUGUGCUUCUCAGUAUAGUUUUAUUUCUGAGACCUUUAUGUUUCUCAGCAGCAACACGUGGUUGGACAAUUCAGUUCUUUUGGUGAUGUGCGCGUGGAUUUCUGCAAUCUCCAUUCAGACAAUUGAAAGAUCUUACAAAAAUUCUAGCAGCAAAUCUGCCACAUGUGAAUGUAUCCUUAGCCCUAUGUUAAUGGGACACAUAAGUAGCUAAUAUACAUUAAUUUACAUUUUCUGCGAAAUUAAAACAGUCACCCUUCCACUGCCGAACCUGUGGAGGACAGCAUACUUACUCACUCACUGCUGCUUGGUUCCGGCUCUUUCAGUCUACCUCUGUAUUCACUGCACUCUGGUCUCCACUUGUAAACUUUUGGAAUGGACAGGGGCAACAUGUGCUGCUGCAGCCAAUGACUGAUGGCAAUGGUGAUGUGUCCCCCAAGUGGCACGUGACGUGCAACUUUCAGAAGUUUACAAGCAGGGACCAGAGCACAGUUAGCCCAGCCAACACAGUCGUGGAUCAAAGUAGCUGGAAAAGGAGGGGAGCAGGUAAGUAUUCUUCCCAUCAGAGGUCUGGUAUGGAGGGGAGGCCAAAAACGCAUUACAAAGUUAGACAAACUCUUUAAACGGGUUUCCAGUAUUUUGAUAUUGGUGACCUUUUCUGAAUAUCUGACAUCCAACACCUUUGCCGUUCAGCUGUUUAUUGUAGCACCAGAACUACACAGCUCCGUCCAUUGUGCAGUGGAUAGAGCUGAAAAGUGCAGCCGGGGCAAACUGGGAACUUAAAGUGGUCCUGGAAAAAAUAAAAGUGGCCCCAUGUUGUAGUUUGGUCCAAAUUGAAAGAAGGCAAGGCUAACACAAGUAAACAGGGACAACUCAAACAGUUGGGGUCAAAAAUACCAUAGUGCAGCACACAAUAUCACCUCAGCAGAACCAAAUACCACAGUGCAGCACACAGUACCACCUCAGUAGAACAAAAUACCACAGUGCAGCACACAAUACGACCCCUGUGGAACCAAAAUACUAAUAUUGUGAGAGUUUAGUAAAACUUAAAGAGGCUGUCUAACCUAGAAGUCCACAACCCCAAUGUUCCUGACCUGUGUCCCAUAAAAAAAAAAAGGAUACCUGUCUGUGGUUCUGCCAUGCCUUCGCUGCUGCUCUGUUCUUAGCGGCUUCUGUUCCCAUAGGACCAAGUCCCAUGACCACUGAAGCCAAUCAAUGGCCUCAGCAGUCACGUGUGGUUGAACAGCAUGUCAUUGCCAGUGAUUAGCCGCAUCAGUCAUGGAACCAAGUUUCUUCCUGGUCUUGCGGGGACAGGAUGCAGCUGGGAACGAGGCAGGAGCACGGGCAUGGUAGGACCACAGGCAGGUGAGUGCAGUGUUUUGUUUUAUUUUUUAAUGGGCACAGGUUAGGAGAAUUGCAGCUGUCGGCUCCUAGGACAGACAAAGCCUGUAAGAUAAUAUGUUGGUACUAUAUAAGCAAUGUAAAUAAAUGAAUAAAUCAAUAUGUAGUCUUUUCACCUACUAUAUGUAUAGACACUG